UUUCAAUAAAUGUUGAAUUAGCAACAUUAAUAAAACAAAUUUUUUACUGUAUUUUUUAUAAAACCGUGUAAAACAAAAAAAAAAAUAGUAAAGAUAAAAAAAGAGGAGCUCGAGAGUAUUUUUAGAACAUAUGAGAAGAUGCGAUGAAGAAUGAAAUGCAUUUUUUGCAUUGCAGAAUUAAUUAUUCAAAACAAUGGCUUUCCAGUUGGAUGAUUUAUUAAGAGAUGACAAGAGAGAUGCUAAUCUCAUUCCAGAUUUGAGUAAAGCAACGUGUAAUUCACAGGAGGAGUUCAGGAGACUUCGUGAACGAUGCCCAGAGUAUAAAAUAAAACCAGAGAGAGUAAAGAGAGAAGAUAUUAAAGUUCGAGAUAAAGAUUUCUCUUGGAAGACAACAAGAAAAGAAUUGAAAGCCAUGGAGCGUGAAUGGGGCUAUGGCGAUCCAAUUCCACCAGAUAUGAAGAGUCUCAAUCUUCAAGAACUUCAACAGGUUGCAAUUGAUUGGAGAAUGUUGACUCCUUUAAGGCCAAAAUUACGAGCAGAUGAAGAAAUGUUUUCACGCAUGGUGGAAAUGGGAAAAAUGGAGAUAAAAACUUUAGCAAAAGAACGACGAGUUUCAGUAAGUCCUAUAAGACGUAGUAAAACUCGAGCUGGUAUAAUAGAAAGUAGCGUAAAAAUAUGUGGAGAUUGUGGUGAAGAAUUUUGUUUUGGCGAAGCAUGUGGUGAUAUUUUAUAUGAUUCAUUUAUAAGAGUAACUGUAAUACCAACUCAACAGAAGAUUAAAGUAUCUGAAGACACUGCGGCGAUAAUUGCCAACAUGAAUGGUAGCAAAGGUAAAAAAAAGAAAAAAGGGGACAAAAGUACAAGAGGGAAAGUUGUUGUGCCAGUAAAAAAAAGUACGAGAUUGGUAGCAAAAGGGAAAAGGAGAAAGACAAAAAGUAGUGAGAUGAAGGAAUCCAGUGGUAAGAAUGGAGAUAAAAAUGAUGCUAUAAGUAAAGCAAAAAAAUUUAAAAGAAAGUGUAGUAAGUACUCGAAGAAAGGAAGGUUAACACCAAAAUAAAUUAUCUAGUAAUUCUAGUAGAAAUGAAAACUGUACAGAAGAAAUAAGACUGUAAAUAAAAUUAGAUUUAUAGUGAAA
This is a messenger RNA of Chelonus insularis, 1135 nucleotides long. RefSeq lists its product as uncharacterized. Lineage: Eukaryota; Metazoa; Arthropoda; Insecta; Hymenoptera; Braconidae. Bases 194 to 1057 code for a protein of 287 amino acids. The record is from RefSeq and is a predicted model, not a curated record. The transcript is spliced from 3 exons.